Molecule: messenger RNA, 927 nt
Organism: Galeopterus variegatus (Sunda flying lemur)
Lineage: Eukaryota; Metazoa; Chordata; Mammalia; Dermoptera; Cynocephalidae
Exons: 5
Coding region: 1-927 (308 amino acids)
Biological process (GO): immunoglobulin production; immune response
Source: RefSeq, a predicted model, not a curated record
AUGCAGAUUCCAGACUACCUGCCUUUGUCUCCAUGGGAAAGAACCACCCUCGCCUGCAGGGCCAGUCAGAGUGUUGGCAGCUCCUUAGCCUGGUACCAGCAGAAACCUUGGCAGGCUCCCAAGCUCCUUAUCUAUGGUGCAUCCACCAGGGCCACCAGCAUCCCAGCCCAUUUCAGUCGCAGCGGAGUAGGGACUGACUUCACACUGAAGAUCAGCAGGGUUGAGGAUGAGGAUUUUGGAGUUCAUUACUGCCAGCAAGCUAUACAACUUCCUUCCACAGUGACGCAGCCUGGAACACAAACCUCCCAACUGGCAUGGAAGAUAAUUAUCAGGUUGUUGCAAAACCAGGAGCUGAAAGGCAGAGGGAACUCAGAAGGCAGAUGCCAUUUGCAGCUGAAGACAAGACUCAGAGAAGACUUGCUGGAGGAAGAUGCUGAAUCUUUGGUGGAUGGAGCUAAAGGAGAAAUGGAGCUGGUGAGGAGACAGCCAGGGUCUCCAGAGGAGCAGGAAGAUAAUUAUCAGGUUGUUGAAAACAAGGAGCUGAAAGGCAGAGGGAACUCAGAAGGCAGAUGCCAUUUGCAGCUGAAGACAAGACUCAGAGAAGACUUGCUGGAGGAAGAUGCUGAAUCUUUGGUGGAUGGAGCUAAAGGAGAAAUGGAGCUGGUGAGGAGACAGCCAGGGUCUCCAGAGGAGCAGGGUAUUAGCAAGUGGUUAGCUUGGUAUCAGCAGAAACCAGGUAAAGCUCCUAAACUCCUGAUCUAUGAUGCAUCCAGUUUGGAAAGUGGGGUCCUCUCAAGGUUCAGUGGCAGUGGAUCUGGGACAGAUUUUACUCUUACCAUCAGCAGCCUGGAGUCUGAUGAUUUUGGAACCUAUUACUGUCAACAGCAUAAUAGUAACCCUCCCACAGUGUUACAAGCCCGAUCAUAA